Molecule: messenger RNA, 1714 nt
Organism: Menidia menidia (Atlantic silverside)
Lineage: Eukaryota; Metazoa; Chordata; Actinopteri; Atheriniformes; Atherinopsidae
Source: the annotation of a GenBank genome assembly
AGGAAUUGGAGGCCAUGAAGUUGGUCCACCCGUGUUUGAAAUUCCGACUCUUACUGCGAAGGGAGGGACAAGUGUAACCGGAAGUGAGUUAUAAUUCCCUUUCGUCGGCACUUCCGAAUAAAGAAUGGCGGCGGCAACAACACCAGCGGCGCCUGAGCAGCCACCAAAAGCCCCACCGGCGGGGGCCGUGCCCUUUGACUUCUCCCAGCCCCCGGUCAUUGAAGGCUUCACUCCUAUGCAGAGGAUGAAAGAUGAGACCUUUAAGGAAAAAUUCAUACGGAAAACCAAGGACAACCCCUUCGUCCCUUUAGGCUGUUUGGGGACCGCGGGGGCGCUGAUGUACGGUCUCCGUGCCUUCCAUCAAGGGAAAACCAGACAGUCCCAGAUGUUGAUGAGGGGCCGCAUCUUCGCUCAAGGCUUCACCGUAGUUGCCAUUAUUGUGGGUGUCUUCACCACAGCCCUGAAACCCAAACAGUGAAGGCUCACCUCUGCCACGUCCAGCCGACUUGGAAUCGGAUCAGAGCAGAUCCAUCUUGAGAGUUUGGACUCUCUGAACGAAACUUACACAAACGAUGGGCUAGUGUAUAACUUCAUUCAGCUACAUGUGUUAAAGGAACAUCGUUAUUUAUUGUUUUAAGCAAAAGGAACUGUGAAUUGCACAUGGUGGGAAAGCGUUUUGGGUCAAGCCUGCAAAGUAGCUUUUUCCCAGAUCUAAUAAAGAAGCUGCUCCUGCUAAAAUAAUGUCAAGGCUUAACUCACAGCCUGUGUAUUGUUUUUGGAAUAAUCCUAUAUAAACUUUACAUUGAAUUUUCUGUCUUUGUGUUUUUGUAAACCAUCACCUUGAUCCCUCAUGAAUUUCAAUUCAUGUUCGAACAAAAACAACUUUUGCAGCAGGGACACAAAGAUGGUUUAUGAACUGGAAUAAAAACAUAUUUGCACACCAAAUAAACUCAGGUGAUCACUCCACUUUUUUUAUUUUCCAGUUUCCCUUUUGACAUUCAGGUUUCAAUAUUCGCAAAGUCCAAAUAGGCAACGCGUGAAGCAAUGUGCAGACAUCACUGUUUAAAACAUUUUAAAAGAACAUAAAAGUUUAAAAUGCGUUGGUGUUUCACAAACUUGGUUCAACGUUUUCUUGAUAUUCUAAAAAAAAAAAAGAAAAUGAAAUGGGGAACAAUGAAAGUCCUGAUCUAAAAUUUAGACAAAAUGUCUUUGGUUGUGAGUUGUACUUUUAUUUUAAAAUGGAAUUCUGUCCAAUUAAAGAGAAAAUAAACAUCUGGCUUACUACUCAAAAGUGGAGUAAGAGCUCGACUGGAAAGGCCACAGGCUUAUAUUGGUGAAAGAGAAACAAGUAAGCUACUUAAAUGUAGUAUUUAGGGACAUCAUGCAAUAAAAAGUGAACAAAGUGUUUGUGAUACUAUGAAUAUAAGAGGCAUAAGUGGUUACAAUCUAAUCUGUGUUUGACCUACAUGUUAGUUUAGAAAAACAACCGAAAACUGGGAGUCCAACAUUUCAGCAAAGAAAACAAUAAAGUUAACUUCAUUUUUAAGUUAAGGGGCAUAGGAAAUAUUUAAACUUACAGUAACAGUGUUCUCUCAGGAAAGAAGAGAUAAUGCUGAGGGGCUAAAGAAUGGUGUAACAUCAGAGCUACCCAUCUGCUCAAAGGAGCGUCAGGUGGAGCACAUUGUUUCAGUACGAUGGGCACCGAGAAGGCAGG